CACCAACAGCUGAUCUGCAGCUCACGCGCACCCCUGCUGCCAUCCGCAGCUCGUGCAGCUCAGCUGCGCCUGGAUCUCGUCUCGAGAUCUUCUCGCGAGAAGUCCGUCGCGUCCUCGUCCUCGGCAGAAGGAGCAGAAGUGAACUGAAGUGUUGAGAUGUCACAGAGAGCGGCCGGGACUUCGUCACUCAUGGCCCUUCAUUCAGAUUCACAUCAGCAAAGCAUCCUGAGCAAAUUCGACAAGCUCAGGAAAAAGGACCUGCUGUGCGACAUCACUCUGGUCGUAGAAGACGUGCACUUCAAGGCGCACAAAGCCCUGCUGGCUGCAAGCAGCGAGUACUUCUCCGUCAUGUUCACGGCGGAGGAUCGGAUCGGUCGGCCUACCUACCGGCUGGACGGCGUGGCAGCUGAGACGUUCGCAACGGUGCUGGAGUUCAUCUACAGCGCUGAGGUGUCUGUGGAGGAGAGCGCCACAGAGCAGCUCCUGGCCACGGCUCGUCUCAUGGAGGUGAACGACCUCGUGAAGGUGCUGAGCGGACUCGCACGCUCUGCUGUCAGAGGUGAGGAGGUGAAGGCGGAUGUAGCCGAGGCACCCGAUCCGUCCAAGCGCAAAAGAGGUCGACCAAAGAAAAACCUGCACGUGCCCGUGACAGUUUUAGAGGAGAGGAGCUCGGAGGAGAUGCAGGCUGGAGAAGAUGCGGAGUCACGACCUAAAGACGAUGCGGAUUAUCACCCAGGAGCUCUCCAGAGCCGGCAGAGCAAACGCAAAAUCAAACCGCCUGUAAAAUACAAGAGCUACAAGGUGGACGGCGACACGGGAGGAAGCAAAGAGCCCGGGAAGAGAGGCAGGAAAAGGAAAUACCCCAAAACUGAAGCCCGGUGCGACGACUGUGGGAAAGUGUUCAAAAACCACCUGUUCUUAAAGAUCCACCAGAGGACUCACACAGGAGAGAAGCCUUUCCGGUGUCCGGUUUGCGCGAAGGGUUUCACGCAGAAGCACACUCUGCUGACUCACCAGCGUAUGCACACCGGAGAAAAGCCGUUCGUUUGUACCGUCUGCUCCAAAGCGCUCUCCACCAAACACUCCCUGCAGGAGCACAUGAACAUCCACGGAGAAGGGAAGCAGUUCAGCUGUGAGAAAUGUGGAAAGAACUUCACUCAGAAGAGGCAACUUAAGAGCCACUACAGAGUUCACACAGGGAAAUCGUUACCGGAAUGCGCUCACUGUCAUCACAAGUUUCUGGACACGGCUCAGCUGAAGAAGCACCUGAGAACUCACACAGGUGAGAAGCCUUUCACCUGUGAGAUCUGUGGGAAGUGUUUUACAGCCAAGAGCACGCUGCAGACUCAUAUCAGAAUUCACAAAGGCGAGAAGCCGUAUGACUGCAGCAUCUGCAACAAAUCCUUCUCAGACCCGAGCGCGAGGCGGCGACACGUCACCUCUCACUCGGGGAAGAAACCGUUCACCUGCUCCCUCUGCAACCUCUCCUUCACCCGCAUGGACAAUCUGAAGACGCACACCAAGUCCCACAACAAGGAACGAGCUGCAGCGACAGAAGCCUCGGUAUCGGACACGGCGGUACCGGACGCCGCGGCACCGCCGGAGGAGGUGCGCAACAUCCUCCAGCUGCAGCAGUACCAGUUGCCCUCCAGCUCCGAGCAGGAGAUCCAGCUGGUGGUGACGGGAGACGUGGACAACAUCAACUUCGUGCCGGCUCAGGAUCAGGAGAUCAGCAUCAUCACCACAGAGGGAGGGGCGACGGAAUCGGCCCACUCCAGACUCGCCCUCCUCACGCAGUCGUCGGGAAACAUGCAGAACGUCGCACUGGUGACUCAGGCCGGGGUCGUGGACCAGAGCCCCCAGAUUCAGACUAUCAGUAUGCUAGAGAGCCAGAUGACGCACCAGCCUGAGCAGAUGCACGUUAUCACUCUGAGCAAAGAGGCGAUGGAGCACCUACAGGCCCAUCACGGCCCGCCGCAGCCCCUCCAGAUAGCACCACGACCCGUCCAGCAGCUGCAGGUGAUGCACCAGCCGAUCCAGCAGCUGGCCGUCACUCAGGAGAGCUCGCAGGGUCCGGUGAGCAGGGAGCAGCACAGCCAGGCCAUCCACAUCAGCAGCCAGAGCAGCCAGCCCAUCUCCAUCAGCCAGACCAGCGAGCAGAUCUCCAGCCACCACAUCCAGGGACAGACGUUCCAGAUCCAGGCUGGAACUGUCUCCUACCUGUACACCACCGGGCUGCCUCAGGAGAGCUGAGUGUGGAUGAUGCUGCUACAUUUUUAAAGGAAUUUUAGUUUUACAAAACUUUUCCGACAUUAUAACUCUGAAACAUGCCAGCAUGACAACACACGGUUAAAGUCAACGAUCUGAGAUUUAAGAGUCACAUGAAGUUCUAAGAAAACGAGCACUCAGAAUCAGACUUGACUUGAUUUUUUAUGAGGCCAGUAAUGAUAUUUGAGAGCUACAAAGGUCAUAUAAUAUUAUAUUGGCUAGUAUUCAGUUAUAGACAAACACAUUGCAUCCAGAUAUUUAAAAUUAUUUUUAUUUUUUUAAAGAAUCGUGACCAAGUUAUGAACCGAGCAGCAUUUUACUCCUGAAAAACUUGACACCUGACACUGUGCACGAUGUAUCUGCAAUAAAAUAAUAUCUGCCUAGGAUAUUCUAAUACAUUCAGUGUUAGAAUAUAUUGUUCAGUAUCUUAAUGGUGACAUAUUUGAUCAAGAUAUUGAGUAAUCAGUCACAUUUUGCAUUAAAAAAAAAAAGGGUGUUUGACAGCAAACUGCAUGUCUUGGAUGAUAAAACGAGGUGACUGGAUGCAGGAAUUCAUCUAAAGCCAUAAUAAUAUUUAUAAAAAUUAAGGAAAAUGUGAAUAUUUCUUGAUUUCUUGAUCAAAUUCACAUCAUUUUAUUACAACAUGUUGAUAGAAAUUCAUUACUGGUCGUGUGGUGGUGCUGAAAUAUGAAUUAAAGCUGCAUUGUGUUUUAAAAAUGAGACAUGUAUCGUACUGCAGUAUCCUGAACAUGUUUUAGAGAGAGCUGCAGAAGACGCAGUAAACCUGGAGCUCGAACAGUCGGCGCAGAAAGCACGGGGCGCUCUGCAUGUCAAACAGCAGCCGACUUGUUAAACAAAAAGUCGGUGUUGCUUUACAGAAUACCCAGGAGGGGGGAUGACGCUCACAGGUCUGGAAACGUCGUCUCAGCAGUCAGGACACGCAGGCGAGCCGCAUCCUGAAAGAACAACGGAAGGCUGAUUUGAAUGUUGAUUGUGUUUUUAUCCAAGGACAGUGUGACGGACGUCUGGCUGCGUUAGUGCUUCACAUGUAUCUGAUGAAACACAGGCAGGCUUAAUGUGAAGAGGCAGUGCCCGCAGCUUCAGCAUCUCUCUUCAGUUGAGCUUUAAAGUUCAUCCUUGAUCUUUCGAUCAUACCUUAAGUGACCCAAAGUCUGUAAGUCCACCUACAGCUCACCAGUUUCCACAUUAUUUCUAAAUCUGUCUUUUUAACCUGUACAAAAAAACAAACCAGUUUUUCUUGGGCCUGAUCAGUUGCCAGGCAACCAAUGGAGACCAGUGGGCAGCAAAUUGUUCAUUUUACACUUUAUUUAUUGUACAGCUCAAACAAAUAAGAUAUAAUGUGUCAAUCAGCGAGCUUUAGACCUGCUUGUUACUUUAUGGACCAACCAAAGCUGAUUCCAGUCUGCCACUGGCUGUAGAUUCAUAUUUUACAGACAGAUACGAGGCAGAUAGCAAUUUACUCUCCAUCAGAAAGCAAAUUUCCCAAAAUGUUAAAUUGUUCCUGUGAGGAAUAAUAAUGAAUCAAUAAUUUAAUUGAAUGAAAUGAUAAAAUAUGAUUGAAAAACACUUUUUGUGUUAUUGUUUCGAGGGUUAAUAUGAACUUAGAGGCUCGAUUUUAAAGUGAACAUGGACGAGAACACUGAACUCUUUAUUUACAGUCAUAUUGUCUUUC
Molecule: messenger RNA, 3961 nt
Organism: Larimichthys crocea (large yellow croaker)
Lineage: Eukaryota; Metazoa; Chordata; Actinopteri; Sciaenidae
Gene: zbtb24
Product: zinc finger and BTB domain containing 24
Exons: 7
Coding region: 157-2253 (698 amino acids)
Biological process (GO): regulation of transcription by RNA polymerase II; embryo development
Cellular component (GO): nucleus
Molecular function (GO): protein binding; RNA polymerase II transcription regulatory region sequence-specific DNA binding; DNA-binding transcription factor activity, RNA polymerase II-specific
Source: RefSeq, a predicted model, not a curated record